AUGCAUACAACGAUGCGGCCUCGUCCUCGAACCAUAGCGCAGAUAAAAGAAAGAAGUUUCGCUACACGCCGGGCAGGACUCGUUAACAAAGCAAGACAACUCAACCAGAAGACUGGUGCCAGAACUGCAAUCCUAGGCACUUAUAACGGCAAAUUCUUUUACUACGAUAGCACCAGCGUCCUAUCCGACCUAGGGAUCAUAGAUAAGAUCCGAGGAGAGAAGGUCGAAUCACCUUCAGCCGAAAUAACAAGCGAGUCUUGUUCGAUUUCAGACACCCCCGUUUCCCAAGACUUUGAUGCGACAAAUCAACCGGAGCAUUCUGCAACUUCCGACAGCCCAUCCCUAGAGUCACUGGCCGAUAUCGGCUUUCUUGAAAAGCCAGCCAAGUUAGAGCCAGCAAAGCCAGAAAACCCUGAACAGCCUACUUUAAAAGACGCCCAAUUCAACUUUUUCGCCAUGUUCUCAAACGAGGAUCACAGUUCGGUUGCAGGCAAAUCGCCAAAGACCCAAAAUUUGGAUUCUGAUGUGAUAGAUUGGGGCUUGGACUUUACGCCUACAUUCAUGCUCUAUAUACUAACAAGCCUCGUAAUCUGUCACUCUUGGAUUAAACAAAUAAUGCGUAUAACGCUUAAUGGCACCCUUAUCGGCCCCGUAGGAUAUAUGCGCGGCUAUAUUGGUAAAAGCGACCCAAACUUUGUGGACCAUGCCAAUACAUACCUCCUCCCUCCUAACGGGCGAUCAAAGGGUAUGGUGCUCAACAGUAAUGGAAUAUAUAAUCCGUCUCAAAAAAUAGGAAACUACAGCCCCAAAUACCCAAUAUUGUCUGCUGCUCCUAGGGACUUUAUUGCUUUGCGCUACCAAGAGAAUGGGCAUGUAUCACUCCCAGGGAGUGGUCCUCCCAAGCCAGAAAACCGUGGAACAAUCUAUAUCUAUAACACAAGCGAACCCGAUGACAACCACAAGGUUCUAAACAUUCAUCAAAAAUGGGCAACGGGCCGGGAAAAGGGAAGACUCAUCGCGACGCGUCCUUUUAACGAUGGCCAAUAUUAUUAA
Molecule: messenger RNA, 1053 nt
Organism: Pyricularia grisea
Lineage: Eukaryota; Fungi; Ascomycota; Sordariomycetes; Magnaporthales; Pyriculariaceae
Exons: 2
Coding region: 1-1053 (350 amino acids)
Source: RefSeq, a predicted model, not a curated record